This is a messenger RNA of Eleginops maclovinus (Patagonian blennie), 6041 nucleotides long. RefSeq lists its product as uncharacterized. Gene Ontology annotation, molecular function: ATP binding; protein serine/threonine kinase activity; RNA endonuclease activity. The coding region runs from base 1114 to 3870 and encodes 918 amino acids. NCBI's taxonomy places the organism in Eukaryota, Metazoa, Chordata, Actinopteri, Perciformes, Eleginopidae. The record is from RefSeq and is a predicted model, not a curated record. Gene Ontology annotation, biological process: protein phosphorylation; IRE1-mediated unfolded protein response; intrinsic apoptotic signaling pathway in response to endoplasmic reticulum stress. The transcript is spliced from 7 exons. Gene Ontology annotation, cellular component: IRE1-TRAF2-ASK1 complex.
AGCACACUUUGGGAAUCCCUAUUUUAGUGGAUUACGCAGCAGGUGGAUUUCAGUGAAAAAGCUCUCAUGUUCAUUUCUUGCUUAUCUCUAAAAUGCAGAAAUGUUUCAACACACACAACUGUCACCAUCCCCCAUUAUGCAAAUCAAUGUGAAUUUUCAUAUUGAGCCUCCAUUCAGUUAUACCACAAUGCAAAUGAGUACUGUAAAAAAGAAAAUGACUGUGGCAUCAUAAAUCUACAGUUCAACAGACAGUCUGCGAUUCUGGGUUACAAAUGAACAAAUCAAGAGUUUGUGGUUAAGAUGGCAGCUUCACUACAGAUGUAUGGCAAAGCUGGCCUCCUCGCAGUUCUCUUUAUAAAUCAGUCCCCACUUGUAUUACUACCAUAAAAUACAGAAUAUUACUUUAUGUACUAACAUCACGUGCAAAUCUAUGAGUUACAUAACAUGUCCAGCUGAUAACACCUCUAACUCAAAAUACUUCAUUUACCCAUUUUAUGUCUCUAGUUUGGCGGUGUGAGUAGCAUAGUCUACUGCAAAUCGUCAUACAAUUUAUACAACCCAAACAUUGAACCAUUAUCAGAUAUGACCCUGUUUGUCUUUCUGUUAUCCAUCAGAAAGAUGGCAGACAGGCUUAUUUACACCAACAGCUUAAAAGUUUGUUGGAUAAAUUCAAUUCCAGCAGUGGCUGCGGAAUCCCAAAAAGUUCAGGUUUCCGGUUAUUUACACUGUGUUGUUUUGGAACUGCAGGCUGUCAUUAAAGAUACUUAUUUUUUUAAGAUAAAACUAAUGGGUCUAAAAAAAUGAAGUUCCAGUUGUGCUUUCUAUGAUAAUGUUUGGUGAACCUCUGUAUUGUGAAUGUGCAAACCCUAUUUUAAAUUACUUUAGUUUUCAAUAGGAAGGCCUGCUUCAUACUUGCAGAUCUUUCUAAAGAGAAAAAAGAGGGAGGCAGGGACUAUUGGUAACCCAACCCAUCUUGCCCAAUCCCAACGUAACAGAGAGGCAGAGAAAUAGUGUCAGUGUCAGAUAAGACAGGAAUGCACAGCAUGUUAAGUUUUGAUAUAACUCCUAAUGCAGCAGACACCCCACGUUGACAUUGUACCUUGAAACCAAGAAAUGAAUAUCAUUACACAGCUACAGCUACAAGUGGCACCCCCCAUAAACGGAACACAUCCUAUAAUACAGAGUAUUAUUAACAAGAACCUCAAGAAGCUCAAACAAUUAGUGAAGGACACCAACAUCAAUGAAGUUUACCCUUGCAUAGAAGUCGAUGACUAUAUAACUCCACUCAUAGCUGCUGUUGUAAAUCACAAUACAGAUAUUUGUACAUUCCUUUUGCAUCAGGGUGCUGACCCAAAUAAGGCUUCCAGAAAUGGGUUUACACCUUUGCAUCAUGUCUCACUGUCCAAAGCACCAGUCAUUUUUGUAGAGAAGCUGCUUAAAGAAAAAGCUAAUCCAAAUGGAUGGAGUCCCAUAUUCACACCAGUGCAAACUGCUGCCAUCCAUGACAGGGACGAUGUCUUCAGAGUACUCCUUUCUGCUGGUGCCAUUGUAACAUUGUUGCCUGGGGCUCAACAUAAAUUACACAAUGAAAGAAUAUCUAAGAUGAUUCAUAACCUUGAAUCGAGAGGAGAUAAAAAAUGCUCCAAAAUCAGCUAUUUCCUGGAUAUGGAAAUAGCUUUGGCAGAAAAAACACCUGAAGAAGUGUUCAAAACUUUUGACAGUUACAUGCUGUUGGAGCAUCCUCAGACCCAUCUGACAAUGAUUGAAAUGCUUUUUAAUGCAACUGGGCUAAAUGCAGAAGAAUACCGCCAGGGUAGUAUCAAAUGGCUGAAGGACAGUGGAAAUCUUGACUCCUACAUUGCAGGUGCCGCCAGUCGCUUUCCAAACAUUCUCCAGGAAUAUGUAAAUGCGACAAUUGUCACUUUGCAUGCAGUUCUUUGUACUGUGGAAGAUAUACCAAAUGAGCAAGCUUUGGAUACAACUUCACAACUACUGAACCAGCUUCGCUCAAAAGAGAGACCUGAUAUGUGUCUACUUGUUUUGUCCACACUAUAUGUGAUUACACAGAAAACUAAAUGCACAAAAAGCUGGGAUCAGAACUUUGUUGAGAAGAUAUGCAAGACAAUCGCUCCUUUUGUAGUGAACAGAUCCUCCUCUUCUAUAAGGGUACUCGCAUACGGCACAUUCGCAAACUUACUUUCAGUUAACCAUGCAACCAACAUCUUUGCAUCAGUGGGGAUAACUUCAGUACCCGAGGACAUACUGAUGUCUGCAGGAAUGGAAUCAAAUGAGAAGCUGAAAGAAGUACUUAAGCAACUGAGAGAUCAUCUCAGCAAGCCAAGCGUGGACUCUGAAGACUCUACAGUCUUACCUGAAUCCAAAAAGAAGAAGAAAAAGAAGAAGAAGAAGAAAAACAAGGAACAGUCAGAAAAGCAAGAAGAACCAAAUGAUGAAGUCUGCACAGCUUUAUCUAAUCUAACAGCAGCCCCUGUUAAGGAGUGUACUUCAAAUGUGAAGCCAUUCCAUUCCCUAACUACAAAAUCAAUGCCACACAGAUGGGUACAAAGCAGCGACAGGUGGAGAGAAAAGUUAAAGAAUCUUGUCAGUACUGAUGAAGAAAUGACCACAAUUGGGAGCAUGAUAUAUGUGAAUAAAGAAGAAUUCUGCAUAGCAAGAGGGAGUGAUGGUACCCAGGUGUUCUUGGGGCUGAGAGAUGAUGGCACUGAAGUUGCUAUUAAGAAAAUAUACAAAUGCAACUACCAGGUGCUGAAGCAUGAGGAAGGAUUUCUACGACUUCCAGAGCUUGACCAUCCAUCCAUUGUGAGAUACAUUGACCAAUCAGAGGAUGACAACUUUGGAUAUCUUGGACUUCAACUGUGUGAAUACACCUUGGAAGAAUACAUCAAAACUCAUGAUGAUGAUGGGCUGAGGAAGAAACUUGCCUAUCAGGUUCUCGACAGUUUGAAGGUGCUUCACUGUCAAGAUCCUCCCAUUCUCCACCGGGACCUCAAACCACAGAACGUUCUGAUCGAUGUAAAGGGGAGGGCGCGAUUAGCUGAUUUUGGCAUCAGUAGACGGUUACACAAAGGCCAAAUAACUUAUCGCACAGUCAGAGCAGGGACGAGAUGUUGGAUGGCCAAGGAGACUUUAUCAGAAGAAGACGACACUAAGAUAGCGUACAAGCCAAACUGUGAUAUACAGGUGGCAGGGAUGGUGAUCUAUUAUAUCCUCUCUGGAGGGCACCAUCCUUUUGGUGAGAAAAAACAUAAAUGUGAGUACAACAUUGAUGAAGGGAAGUACUCUUUGGACCAUGUUCAAGACGUGUUGGCAAAAGACCUCAUUGAGUGGAUGAUUGAUGCAGAACCAAAGAACAGACCUAAAGUGGAAGAAUGCUUGAGGCAUCCCUUCUUCUGGGAACCUUACAGGAGAAUAGAAUACUUGAGAAAGACAGGAAACAGGGAGGAGGUAAGGAACUGCCGAAAUUCGCACCAGGAUUUAAUUUCUUCUCUGGAGAAAUGUGCUGGUGAUGGAUCCUUCAACCAGUGGAAAGAUAAGUUUCCGCCAGAGUUGCUGCAGAGGAUGGAUGGCAAGAAGAAAUGCUACCCUGAAAACGCAUUGGGAUUACUGCGCUGCAUACGAAACCUCCAGGAGCACUAUGAGGAUGAUGCAGCUGAAGUUGAUGUGAUGAAGAUAUUUCCUGAUCUCUUCGGAUGUGUUUUCAAGUUUGCCAAGGCCCAAGGGUGGAAUACAGAGACCCCUUUGAAGGAAAUGUUCCUUAGAGGAGACAUCAGCACCAGCUUUACAUCAACAAGCCCUGAGGAGCCUCUGUCUGUCCCCGUACAAGAGUCUCAAUCCAGCGACUUGAAGUAAUGAAAUACUUAAGAGUUUUGUAAGCAGUCAGAUAAUAAAAGCACAAGCAACUCUGAUGUAAUAGUUUUGAACUGUUACUGAAUAGCGUCAAACGUAAAGAAGCCUGUGUAGGGCAUUGCAUGUGCAUUGUGCAUAGGAACUAUUUUCCAAAGGCUGACAGUAACAGUAUGUAGAUCAUAAGAUACUGUACUGUACAUUACUUUUUAUGGCUUCAGUCUAUUAUUCAGUCUUUGUUACUUUACAAAUGAUUAUACACAAGGCAUAUGAUGAAUAUCAACAUUAGGACAUUUAAAUAGUUGAACCACUGAAUUAGCUGCGUCUUAAAUGAACAACUAUUGAUGCACCGAUAUUACCAGUGAAGAGACUGACUAACUUCUAUAUUUUAAAGAUUUUACCACAAUAAUUCUGUUUCAUUUUCACAUUUACAUUUUAGAUUAUUUUAUUAUUUUGUAUUACCAUGAUUUUGCUAUAAUAUGUUGAGGGAGAAGAACGUGAGGGAGUAGAUGUAAUGAACUCUGAAAUAUAUUGUCCAAUGUUGAUUUAUUUGGGACAUUUAGUGUUUUGGGUGGUUUUAUUUUUUUAGAUGUUCUUGUCCAUCCUCUCAGAAGGAUGGUGAGGAAUGAAGGAGCAUUCAUUCUGUUUUGGAGGAUACUGAAUAUUGACUCACUGGCUAAAAGAAUUACAAAAAUACAUGAACUGCAACUCCACUUCCUGUUUGUCACAAAUUAUGACAAAUGUUAGUGUAGGUGCAAUAGAUUAUAUUGCGUACAGUAGAUAAGUAAGAAGUACUUUGUAAGGUGGUAAAUUAUUCAGGAUUGGACAAAGCUAAUGCCUUUUUAGACUAAUUUGAAUGGAAUACACUUUUAGACCAGACUGAGUUGGUGGCGAUAGAAGCUCUUUAAGUGUUUCAUUGAUGUCAGGGAAACAAACAUUCGCACACCGUUGUGUGAUCAUUUAACUUUUAUUUAUCAACUAUAACUUGAUUAAAUGCUCCUCACGGAAGAAAUCAUGGACUCAAACAUAAAAAAGAAAAGAAAAAGUAAAUGAAUGCAACUUGCAAGCACAUGACAUUCAAAAAAGGGGUUUUGCAAAAUUAUUUUUAAAUGAACCUACAAACUGAGCAUUCAAAAAGUGCUUCUCAUUAAGUAAAUGCUUUUGUUAAAAAAAAUAAAAGGCAUACGGGAGGCUAGCUUUAUGACAUGCAGGCUAUUUUGUAUGGUUUUGUUUUAACCAUAUAAUGUUACUCAAUAUGCUGUAAAUAUAAUCAGGUUGGUAUCGAACUAAAUGUGUAAAAAUAAGAUUUGAAGAUGGGUUUUUUUUCAUUCAAUGUUCGGCAGGUUUAUGUUGCAACAUUUAUUUGAUUGCUUAAAAAAAUACAUAUUGGAUUUAAAAAGCUGUCAGAAUCAAUAUUUUAUGUUUAUGUAGUUACAAAUGUCACAAACAUAACUUGUCUUCGUCCAAUGAUAUGACUUUCUUCACAGUUGAUACACCACCAACGAUAUGUUUCAUAGGGUUUGCGUGUAUUUGUGCGCGUAUUUGUCCUCCUUCGUUGUUAAGUGCCAGGCAGGCUGUACUUUUGUUUCUUGCCUCCUGCUCUUUCCUCUACUCCCUGUCAUUCGCUACAGCUAAUCAGCAGCUGAUCAGUACCUGCCUGGGCAUCUCUGACUGAUGACUGAUUGGCUCCUCUCACCCUCAGCUGACCAAUCAGCACCCAGGACCAGCCAUAAAGGAGACAACCAGGAAGCCUUCUCGGUCUCACUGCUGGGCCUGCUGCUGACUGGAGAGCCUCAAUUUGACUGCGUGUUAAAGCAUUGUGACAAUUGUGUAUCCUGUGCUAUAUGUUGUGACUGUGUGUGUGGUGGGAGGUGGAGGAGUUAGGUAAGUUUGGGGUACCCUUUACAUCUCAUCACGUAGAUAACAUAUGUUAGACACACUAGGUUAGCGGAUUGUUGCCACCCCUGUAUUUUGCUUUGUCCACUUAUUAGUAGUUCAGGAAGUGAGGGUUUUUGGUUGAGUUUGUUUCAGAAGAUAUGUAGAGACAGGCCUGGUUUUUGUUAUAUUUAUUUCUUUUAUUUGGCACAAUCUCCCUUGUCUCCUCCUCCUCCUCACCUGAAGAACAUUGUUGUUCAUUCUUUAGUGAUUAGAAAUAAACAUUGUCUGUCUACAUUUAA